This is a messenger RNA of Asparagus officinalis (garden asparagus), 1618 nucleotides long. Its product is annotated as aluminum-activated malate transporter 9-like. Gene Ontology annotation, cellular component: plant-type vacuole membrane. Gene Ontology annotation, biological process: malate transport. The coding region runs from base 42 to 1556 and encodes 504 amino acids. NCBI's taxonomy places the organism in Eukaryota, Viridiplantae, Streptophyta, Magnoliopsida, Asparagales, Asparagaceae. The record is from RefSeq and is a predicted model, not a curated record. The transcript is spliced from 5 exons.
UCCAUAUGCCGAUAUCUCCUUGAUAGAUUUCUAAUUGGAAAAUGAAUGGAAAGAAGGGUAGUAUUACUAUAGACAUCAAUUUGAAAUCGAAUGCAGUAGCACUGGGGCAUGUCAAAAAACCUUAUGUCAACGAAUUAUCGCCCAGAAGAUGGAUUCACUAUGUGUGGAAGUUUGCCAAGGAAGACACCAACAGGGUGACAUUUGCAUUCAAAGUAGGGUUCGCUGUACUCUUGGUGUCGUUGCUCAUACUCUUUCGUGCACCGUAUGAGGUUUUUGGUACAAGCAUUAUUUGGUCCAUUCUCACCGUCGCCAUUAUGUUUGAAUAUACAGUUGGGGCAACAUUUAACCGUGGAUUCAAUAGAGCUCUAGGGAGUUUACUAGCUGGAGUGUUUGCUAUUGCAGUAAUUCAAGUAGCUAUGUCCUGUGGUCGUGUAGCUGAGCCUUACAUAAUUGGCUUUAGCAUCUUCUUAAUUGGAGCAAUAACAUCGUUCAUGAAGCUAUGGCCUUCGCUGGUUCCUUAUGAGUACGGAUUCAGGGUCACCCUCUUCACAUAUUGCCUCAUCAUCGUGUCUGGCUAUCGGAUGGGAAACCCUAUAAGAACUGCCAUGGACCGUCUCUACUCCAUUGCUAUUGGAGGCAUUGUUGCUGUCCUCGUUAACGUCCUCAUCUUGCCUAUCUGGGCCGGAGAACAGCUCCACAAGGAACUCGUCGCCUGCUUCAACUCUGUAGCUGAUUCCCUUGAAGAAUGUGUGGAGAAGUAUUUUAGGGAAGGUGGAUCAGACGAUCCUGAGUUCUCAAGGACAGUCAUGGAUGACUUCCCAGAUGAGCCAGCAUUCAAGAAGUGCAGAGAAAUAUUGAAUUCGUCAGCAAAGCUCGAAUCAUUGGCGAGCUCGGCAAAAUGGGAGCCACCACAUGGGCGAUUCAGACAUUUCUUCUAUCCAUGGCCAGAGUACGUCAAAGUAGGGGCAGUACUACGACACUGUGCCUAUGAAGUAACGGCGUUACAUGGCUGCCUACACUCCGAGAUACAGGCACCACACAAUCUACGAUGCACAUUCCAACCAGAGAUAUCAGAUGCAACGAACCACGCAGCAGAGCUCAUCCGAACCUUGGCGAAAGACAUAAGCAACAUGAAGCACAACCUGCACUCCAGUUUGCUGAAGCAACUCCACAGCUCAACAGAGCGACUCCAACGCUCCAUCGACAUGCACUCCUACCUUCUGAUCCCCUCUACCAAACCCUUCAACAUCGACGCCUCAUUCAAACUCAAAGAAUGUCCAAUGCUGGGAGAUCCAGUGCAAACUGAGUCUUACCAUGAGAGCAUGAAGAAGCAACAGAGGAAGCUUUAUUCAUGGCCUUCGAGGGAAGUCGAGGAGUUUGAAAAGGAUAAGACUGAUGCUGAGUUGAUUCCGAGGAUGAGAGCUUUUGAAAGCACUACAGCGUUGUCACUCGCAACCUUUGCAUCUUUGCUUAUUGAGUUUGUUGCUCGGAUUGAUCACUUGGUUGAUGCUGUAGAUGUUCUUGCCAAGAUGGCUAGAUUUGUAGAGGAUGAGUAGGACUCAAGAAGAGGUGGCUUAUUCUUCUUUGUAAAAGGGACAGGAACUGAGAAUUUUAACAA